This is a messenger RNA of Plodia interpunctella (Indianmeal moth), 3841 nucleotides long. RefSeq lists its product as uncharacterized. The transcript has a single exon. The coding region runs from base 140 to 3805 and encodes 1221 amino acids. The record is from RefSeq and is a predicted model, not a curated record. Gene Ontology annotation, biological process: transcription by RNA polymerase II. Lineage: Eukaryota; Metazoa; Arthropoda; Insecta; Lepidoptera; Pyralidae.
ACAUACUUAAAAAACAUUAAAUGUCAAGCCAAGUGAUUUGUUUAUUAUCUUUCUUCAUUCAUUUUAGAAAUAUGUUUUACUGAUUGUUAAACGUUUUAGUGAACCCAGAGAUUAUCGUAACAAGUAUAUAUAAAGAAAAAUGUUCAAAAGACCCAAGCCCGGUGAUGAUGAAAAUGAAAUUCUCAGAAUGCAGGAAGAAUUCCUACGGGAAAAAAGCAAGAAUCAAAAUUUACAACCAGCGGCUCAAGUAACUAAUUUACGACCAACAGAGGCAACGAAAAGGGUAACCAGCGAUACAAGAAAGCCUUCAAAGUACGCGCAAUCGAAAGGUCUUAAGAACCAUGAAGAAAAACGAGUUAAUUUUGAAGGAAAUUCUAGUUUCGACAUCAGUGCAAUGGUAGGUGAUAUAAUUGAAAAGAACAACGAGGAAAUCUCUGAUUCGAAGGAAACUUUAACAGAUGAUGAUAAAGUAUACUACCCUAAAGUGAUCCCAUCCAUUUUAGGAAAUAUCAUAGAAAAGAACAUGGGUAGUUUUGUGGAUUUUGAUUUGCCUAUGCCAGCUCAAGGGUUUCCUGAAGUUCUCAAGCGGGACCCUGUUCUAACUCCCGGCAAAAGGCCUGCUACGGUCUCAAAAGCAGCUAAAAUUGCAAGAAAAGAAUUACCAAUGAUGGAAGUUGAUGAGUCUUCUCCAUCAACCACACAAACUAAUAAAGAAGAAAACUUAUCUGAACCUAAAAAUCUACCUACAAAAAGCUAUAUACUAUCAUCAAGUGAAUCAGAUGACAUUCACAGUGAGAAUGUAAACACAUUGAGUAAAUUAUCUGAAAAAGAAAUUUUGGAAGAACAAAAGAAGUUGAUGUCAAGCUUAGAUCCAAAAUUAAUAGAAUUUAUUAAAGGUAGACGGCAAAAAUCAUCUACAGAAGCAAAUACAACAUCACCAAUUAUUGCUCUUGAAAUAAAAUCAAAAAUUGUAGAAGAAAAUAUGGACACUGAUGAAUCACGAAAUAAUUUGCCUAUAGAAAAUGAUUAUCUUUGGGAGAAUGACAUUCUCUCUCACCCGGGAGUAAAUAAAUGGCUCCAUUUUGACACUUUUGAAAAAGAUAAGUUGCAGUGGAUGAGAGGCAUUGAAGAGAGUAAAAAAAUAAGACCAGAUGAGCCUUAUGAAGCAAGAUUUAAUUUUAACGGAUACUUGUUGCCUUACUCAAUGGAAUACACGGAGAAAACAAAAACACUAUUCCACCACGGAGAAGAACCACACAGACCUGGUUACACAUUAUCAGAACUAUUUGAAUUGUCAAGAUCAGCGGUCCCACAACAGAGAGUCUUGGCUUUGAAUACAAUUGCCGGAAUACUAGAAUACUACAGUACAGGAACAUACAAGGAUAUUCUUGAAAUACCUUUGAGCAAAAUAUUUUUUGUCAUCCGAUAUGCCAUGGACGAAAAUAAAGUUCUGGUAUUAGAGCCAGCGUUGAAAGCAAUGAGGAAUUUAGUCUACAAUCGAAUUGAUGAAGCCAGUUUGGAUGCCUUGCUCGGCUUUGGCGAAGGGUUACAGCAGCCAUGUUUAGAGAAUGACAAAUCAGAAAUUCAAGAUAUGGAGUCAAAAGAAUCAGAAUUAAAAGAUUUCCAUUUGGCAGAAAUAGAUAUUAUUGCUGCUCUGUUGAGAACUGAUAUACUUCAGAGAUUAUUUUACAUUUUGGAGACUGUUAAGCCUAGUUUCAACUGUGUUCAGUACUCUUUACAAAUAUUGACCCGUCUAGUCAGGGACUCCAUUGAGACUGCUACCAAAAUCAUUGACACGGAUCACUUGAUGCAAAGUAUUAUUCGAAAUUUCCUUCCAGUUAGCAGUUUGAGCUUUUCUUUUGUUCCACACAUAGUAUACAAUGGCAAACCAAUCUUGGCUGCACUUAAAUUUUUGAGAAUUCUAUCUCUUCAGUGUAUAGAAAUUGGAAAUAUUCUAGUAGAGAAAUAUGAAAUACUGAAACCAAUAUCAGAGUAUAUUAGCUCUGGUGUAGAUGGUACUUACGGACUGAGAAUACAAAUAGAAGCAUAUAGCAUUCUGUCUAAUUUACUGCAGUACAAUCUUGGUAUUGAUAAAGCUAUGUCCCUGUCUCCUGUGAUUAUUACGACACUUUAUAAACAUGUUAAAGGUACAGAUAUCUUUGUCAAAGCUCCAGUAAUCACUGCCACUCAUGCAGCUGUUGUUCUGCAAUUUGUCAAUAAGGUUUUAGGCUGUUAUAGGGUAAAUAGAGAUCCUUUCAAGAGUCAAGUUUAUCCUCUAUUGAAGGAAGGCAUUCAGAAGUGGCUUGCACAGUUGGCACAUUCUGAAAGCUACACUUGUGGGCAUCUCCGUCUCAUUUGUUCAGCCUUAGACUGCUGUAAAACUGUGUUGAUGAUUGAAAGAGUCCCAUUAAAGUUUCUCAGUGACUCUCUAAAAGAUCUAUCUGCAUCCAACGGAUUCAAGGAGGUAGUAAAUAAUUUGGUACCCUCUUCAAAUCUGUUAUCAGGAAUAGAAAAUAGAGAUCUCCAUUACACAAAGAAUUUAAAAUGCCUUGGUACGUCUGUUAUAGAUUCGGCACAAAAAGUGUUGCCGAUUCUAAAUCCGUGUUCUCCUCUGCCGUUUCUGGCGUCGCUGCUUGACGUAUUAAGGUUGAUGGAGGACAAAGAAGCGUGCAAAUAUCUAAUGGAACAUUUCUCAGCCUAUCUCAGGAAUAUGGCGAAUCAAUUCCCAAGUUUAUGUGACAACUGGUUCACUAGAAUCGAAACGGAUUUCUUAUUUAGCCUCGUCAAAAUUGCAGUUUUAAACGAUAUAUCGGAUCUGAACAAAGACCUUAUAUACAUCGUUUCCAGCAAACUCUGCUAUAUUUUAAGGAUCGAUAAGAAGUAUGAACUGGAAUUUGUAUUUAAUACUGUGAUUUUCAAUAAGAAUUGGUUCACAACUGAAAGACUGUUCAAUAUGCUGUCGUUGUCUGAUGCAGAGAACUUCUCCAAAGCGGUAACUUCAAUAGGAGAUAUAAAACUGUGUUACCGCAGAGUAAUCAAUUUGAGCUACAGGGACAUAGGCCCUAAUGUCGUUUUGAGGAUGUGGCAAGAGCCGAUUCUACCCAGGGACUGGAUUUACCUGCCCAUAUUAAUGUUGUACAGUAAGAGUCAGGAAGCCGAAGAAACACAUCGAGCUGGCGACACUACAGCUACAUCACAAAAGGAACUGAUAAUAACUUGCAGUUUAGAAUGGAUUCUGUUCAAUGAACUGUGUUUCUCCGAUCUUCUCCAAGACAUGAGUAUAACAGAUAGAUUCUGCCGCGUCAUGUGCGUGUUUUUAUGCGACAACUCCUUAUUUCUCGAAGCAAACAUCAAGGUUUUGCUGCAGAAGUGUAUUCAAACUUUGUUUAAAAGUAGAGCUGGUUUCGACUUCGACAGAGAGCUGACAGGAUUGCAAAACUUCCAAGAUUUUUAUACUCAGUUUCUGGAGCAGUUCCAGUCUGUAAGUUAUGGGGAUCACACAUUUGCUGCGUGCGUUCUGGUUCCGUUGGCACAACGGCAUAAUGUUAAAUGGAGGAAAUUGGUAUGGUCUGAAUACGCUGGGUGUUUACGCGCCCUCGACUGCCCUGAAGACCUUCUCUGUUACGAAAUUAAGGACUAUCUUUAUCCAGAAGAAACAGACGAGUCUCUACUAAGGUCAUACGUCCAUGCUCUGAACAGCAACUUGUUAAGACCACACACAAUAGCGCACAGGAUAGCUCACCACCACGUCGAAAGUUUUAAAAAAAGGACAAAUUCUGUAAAUAAUGAUAGUAAUAAGCAAUAAUUAUUGUAUGGAAUAAAAAUUUUCAAUACCAUUUAA